This is a messenger RNA of Meloidogyne enterolobii, 261 nucleotides long. The record is from the annotation of a GenBank genome assembly. Lineage: Eukaryota; Metazoa; Nematoda; Chromadorea; Rhabditida; Meloidogynidae.
AUGCGUCUGUAUCCGCCGUACAUAUCCGUAUACGGGUACCAAAAUCCAUGUCCAUUACCAAGUCUGGGAGAGACAAACCUCCCCGUCUUGGACUCCGUCUUUGCGAGGAGUUUUGUCUUGACGAUGUUUUGUCUGGAAGGUGUUUUGCCCUUUUCUUUUGGAUUAAUAGGACAAACCCCGUCUUCGACUUUGUCUUUGCGCGGAGUUUUGUCUGGACGGUGGUUUUGUCCCGUAACGCUCUUUUUUUGGAUUAAACUUUAA